CGCCUUUACUCAGUCCCUUUCCGCUCUGUGCAGAAGACGAGAACGUGCCUAAAGGUGCUCGGUUCUUCUAGCGAAGCUAAGGCCCUUGAAUCCGGCGACUAGCACCGUCAAAAUUAGGCAUCCAGGUCCUAAACUCCGAUAAAGUGAAAGAAAAAUGGCCUCUGUCUCCGAGCUCGCCUGUAUUUACGCCGCUCUCAUCCUCCACGAUGAUGAAGUCACCGUCACGGAGGACAAGCUGAACGCCUUGAUCAAGGCUGCCGGAGUCACCAUCGAGCCUUUCUGGCCCGGUCUCUUCGCUAAGGCUCUGGCCAGCGUGGACAUCGGUAGCCUGAUCUGCAACGUGGGAGCUGGUGGUGGUGCUGCUCCUGCCGCUGCUGCUGGUGGAGCUGCUCCUGCUGCUGGUGGAGACGCCCCAGCCAAGGAAGAGGAGAAGAAAGAAGAGAAGAAGGAAGAGUCUGAGGAGUCUGAUGAUGACAUGGGCUUUGGUCUCUUUGACUAAAGUGCUUUUAGAAUAAAAAAGAAAAUCUUAA
Molecule: messenger RNA, 530 nt
Organism: Hemibagrus wyckioides
Lineage: Eukaryota; Metazoa; Chordata; Actinopteri; Siluriformes; Bagridae
Gene: rplp1
Product: ribosomal protein, large, P1
Exons: 4
Coding region: 155-499 (114 amino acids)
Biological process (GO): cytoplasmic translation; translational elongation
Cellular component (GO): cytosolic large ribosomal subunit; ribosome
Molecular function (GO): protein kinase activator activity; structural constituent of ribosome; ribonucleoprotein complex binding
Source: RefSeq, a predicted model, not a curated record